ACAGGGCAUACCGCCACCGUUAAUCAGUCCCACCAGGUUCUCCGUGCCGUUCGAACACCUGCCGAUCCCGACCCAUCCGAGCCGAUCCGGUUCAGCAUUUGCAGAAUCCUGGUGUACACGUUCGAUGGAGGAUUACUCAUACGCCUACAUCUCCGAGCCCGUGGAGUUUCGCCAACUGGAGGGCAAUGCAAUUGACUUCCGCAAGACAUUUGAUCUGCGGGGCCAGGGUACCGACGAAAUGCUCCAGUUGUACCUGCGCAAGGCCAAUUUAUCCGAUGAUCUCGACCGCCUGCCGGCUAUUAUGCGACGCGCAUAUGUCUAUGACAUAAUAAGAAGCGCUAAGGCACCCGGUUACUGGGUGCCGCCUUCUAUGCAAGUGAGCAGCGACGUCUUUGCACAUCCACCGCCCGCAGUUCGUCCACCACGUCACUACGCCGACAACGUGAGCAUAAACGCCAGUCUAGACGGGAUGAAGAGCUCCUCCUCCUCGAACAGCCUGGACAGGUAUGUGGGCGCUCCGCCCUCGGUGGCCUUGGCGGGCCCCAGCUUCGCCACCAGUGUCUUGGUCAGCAACAAGGGCUCCAAGUACGAGAUCAGCGGACCAAUCAACUUCCAGCACGUCUCCGGCGAUGUGACGCGAGAUCGCACGCGAAACGCCUUCGACCUUAAUGCCGAUUCCAACGACAAGGUGCUGAGGAAGUACAUGAUGGAGCGUGGCAUUACCGAGGCGGACAUCAGCGACAUGCGACGCCAAGAAGUGAUCAAGAAGAUCAUUCACUCCAAUUUUACUUGGAUGCCACCAAAAAGUGAUCAUCAGGCCCAGCCAAAGGUUCAAGAUCAGGACAGGCCGCUGCUCUAUGCCACUAUUUCCACCAAUAACCAGAUUACUCCUCCGGCGUCACCACCUCCACACCCAAUAGCCAAUGUUUCGAGGCCAAUGGAGGAACCAAUCUACUCCAACUACGCCUCGCUGACAUCGCGGUUUGUGGAUAUCUCUGAUAUGGACUUACCUGCUCCCACACCGGCUGCACCAACUCAUGUUAGACCGACAGAGGUCGGAACUGUGAUACCCGUCCAAGUGCAGCCCCAGCAGAGUAUCAAACCUAUGGUUCCGCCACCUCCGUCGGCGGUAAUGGCGAAGAACACACAUGGAUAUCCAGCGGCCAUUGACAUUCGUCAGGUGAGACCCUCCGCAGCGCCAAAGGUUGCCAAUGAAACUUACGCCACCAUAUCACCGCAACGGAAAGUGGGCUCAAUGCGCGUCGCACCACCAGCGCCUCCAAAGCCAACUAUAUUGCCCAAUACUAACUCGACGAUUUCCAACGGAUCGCCGUAUGCUGUGUCUCCGGUGCAGUAUGCUUUUGUGGCCAAGCCGACUCCGCCAGCUCCUCCAGCCAAGCCGACUUCUAGAUCUUCGGCUGCCUACAUGACACCACUGCCAGCGCAGAAAACAAAGAUUAAUAGUGCUCCGGUACCAGUUCCACCUCCGCCGCCACAAGCGGCACUCGCAGGUGUUCCACCACCACCGCCUCCACCGGCAUCCGCAGGUGUUCCACCACCACCGCCUCCAAUGCCAGUUUUAGGAGCGGGAGGUGCUCCCCCUCCACCGGCGCCUCCACCAAGUGGCAUGGCCGGCGUUCCACCACCUCCUCCAAUGCAGAAGUCACAGCCCAAGGCUGUUCCUGUCGCCUCUUCCGGCGGAGACCCGAGGGAUGCGUUCUUGGAGAGCAUUCGACAGGGAGUUACACUGAAGAAAGUGGAUCAGAAGGCGGCCACCAUAAGUGGCAUCAAGCCGCGUCCGGAACGUAAGCCGGUGACCACCGACUUCCUCAGUGAACUGAAGCUGGGAAUAACACUAAGACGGGUCAAGAAUCCAGCAGAUAAUCCGUAUUCCGAGGAAUCGGAAUCGCAGGCGUAACGACUUGGCGGUUUAACUUUCAACUGCGCCGCACAUUACAACACUGAACCAAGCGGCAGGGCUGCCAGACUGAGAAACACAGCCCUAAUUUUAAUUUUCGCAAAUAUAUUUAUAAUUUAAUAUUAACCACCAUGACAAAUGACCAUUAGCGUUUGUAAAUAAAAUUGUUAUCGCCACAUAUGAUAGUACUUAUCAUUAUGCCUAACAGUAAUCUAUAUACAAU
Molecule: messenger RNA, 2141 nt
Organism: Drosophila santomea
Lineage: Eukaryota; Metazoa; Arthropoda; Insecta; Diptera; Drosophilidae
Gene: Whamy
Product: formin-like protein 20
Exons: 5
Coding region: 125-1918 (597 amino acids)
Molecular function (GO): actin binding
Source: RefSeq, a predicted model, not a curated record